Molecule: messenger RNA, 1265 nt
Organism: Pseudophryne corroboree (corroboree frog)
Lineage: Eukaryota; Metazoa; Chordata; Amphibia; Anura; Myobatrachidae
Product: indolethylamine N-methyltransferase-like
Exons: 3
Coding region: 1-780 (259 amino acids)
Cellular component (GO): cytosol
Molecular function (GO): N-methyltransferase activity
Source: RefSeq, a predicted model, not a curated record
AUGGAUUCCAGCGCCCAUAAAUUCUAUCCUGUACAUGGCGUUGAUUCUAGAGAACUUCUGGAAACAUAUUUUUCUAACAAACCAGACAUGACCUUUGGAGACGAUUCAAUUAAAUUUCCAAUGGAAUGUUUACACCGUGCAUUCAGUGAGGGUUACAUUAAGGGAGACCUUUUGAUUGACAUCAGUUUUGGAUCCUUCAUUCAUCAUCUCUAUACAGCCAGUGGAUAUUUCAAACAGAUCAUUGUGCUGAAGUGCUCUGAGCGAUGUAUUAUGGAGCUGAACAAAUGGAUUAACACACGUACCGGAGCAUUUGAUUGGUCUCACGUAAUGGAAUAUAUUAAAUGUCUAGAAGGAAACAGUGACCAGUGUCAGGACAAACAUAUGACAUUGAAGACGGCAAUAACAAACAUCAUGAAAUAUGUCAUUGACAAUGAGAAUCUCACAGACCCGGAGGUGCUCCCACCAGCAGACUGUGUCAUCAGUGCAUGGAUUUUGGAUUACAUCAGCAAAGACGAAGAUGAUUAUAUAGGGAAUUUCAGAAAAUUUGUGAAGCUGCUAAAACCUGAAGGACACCUGAUAUUGUUGGGGAUUUUAAAUACAACUUAUGCGAUGAUUGGGCAGGACAAGAUACAUGUGUUCAAAUAUGAUGAGAACUUUGCAAUAAAAGUUCUCACUGAUGAAGGAUUUGUCAUUGAUCACUGUGCAGUCCAGAAAAGAACAUCAGUGAUUGACCAUAUAGACUAUGAGGCUGUUAUAUUUAUCACAGCUCACAGAGAGUAAUAAGGGCCUGAUUCUGAGUCACAUGCUGUGUCGGGUGCAGUUGAGCAUUUUCUUUAUACUGUGCAUGUGUCUAAAUUGCACUGUGUAUACAUCCUGAUUGUGUUUGUACAGAGAUGAUGUAGCGCUGACACACUUAGAAGUGUAUUGAAAAUGCAUUGGGUUUUCCCAGGGGUGGUUUCAGAGAGGAUGGGGCCCGUGUGCAGCUUCUGUGUGGGACACCUCCUCUCUGGCAGUGCAGUAGACUCUGGCUUUGUGCCUUAAUUUACUCUGCAUGCACAGGUCUCUGGGAACAUGGCACCUGCGCCUUGUUCCCAGGGAAAAUCUCUACUGUGCGUGCGCAAAUCACAAGGAUAAUGGCCAUGGUGGACACUUUCACAGUGAUUUCUGCAGCUCUGCAGCCAGUGCGGGGAUAGGGGAGUGAUAAGUAUAAUUAUAUGGGUGCAGGGUGUGCGGUGUGUGGGCUUGAAAACAGGGGGCGUGGCUCA